GGCGCUGCCUCGCGAGCAUGUGGCGGCGAGGGGGGCUCGGCCGGGCGCCGCGCGGUUGCCUCUUAGCAGCCCUGCUGGUGGCGGCGCUCUGCGUAAGCCCCGGGGCUGCGGGGGCGCCUCCUGCGGCCGGGGGCGCCGAAGCUCGGUGCGAAGUGUGUCAAGAUUUUUUGGAAAGAUUUUACAGUUCUUUGAAAGAAAAACAUUCUGAUUUCUCCAUGGCAUCUAUAGAGGAAGAAUUAAUUAAGACUUGCAUGAAUACAAAAGGCAAAGAAAACCGCUUGUGCUAUUACCUUGGGGCUACAGGAGACGCAGCCACCAAGAUCAUUAGUGAAGUCAGUCGUCCAAUGAGUGGCCAUGUCCCUGUGACAAAAAUCUGCGAGAAGCUGAAGAAAGUAGAUAUUCAGAUUUGUGAACUCAAACAUGAAAGACAGCUUGAUUUAACUUCGGUAGAUCUAUCCAAGAUGAGAGUGGCUGAGUUGAGAAAGAUCCUGGAUAGCUGGGGAGAAAUUUGCAGAGCUUGUGCUGAAAAAACAGACUUUGUGAACCUUAUUAAGGAGCUUGCACCCAAACAUACAGCUCCAGCUGCUAGAGCUGACCUUUGAUGGAUGCCACUUGCCGUGAGCACAUGAAUGCUUACUACACAGCCUAAAGAGUGACGUCAUGACUGGAUUUCAUUCACUGGGACACUUCCGAAGAAACAGCUUUAAGAACUUGCUGCUAGAAGUUCACGGACCUCAAGGACCUCUGUAGUAAAGUAGAAGGAGAAAGAGUUCACUAGAUGGAAAGAUGGACAUGAUCAGUGACUAGACAAGAAAGACUUCCCAAUCUUAAAAGCACAGAAAAAAUUUGUAGAAUCUUUUGCAGUUUGAUUAACAGACCCAGACUUGAAGCACAGUAGAGGAUUGCUGGGAGGGAAGCUCAAAAUAAGAAGUGGUUUGUCUAGAUUUCAGUCCCUGCCUCCACCUCGGCUAGGUGAUGGCCUGGUGACCUGUUUGGAUCGCAGUUAAUGUGCCCCCGAUUGGUGGAGUCCCCUGCUUACUUUCUCCUCCCAUCCAUGCAAGGAAAUGGUGAUCUUGGGGUGUCUGUGUGUGAGAUCAAAAUCAUCAAGAUGGCAGAUGGUGCAUUACAAUGCAGGCCCUCCCCCUUUUGUGCAUGUGUUGACAUCACAUGCAUGUUUGAAGUGGGCAGGGCUUGCAUCGUGACACUCCUUCUGCCACCUGGUUGAUUUUGUCCCCUCCCCUGCAGGUGCCACUGCAGGAAAACAAGUGCCACCUGCUUUCCCUUCCAUGGGUAUGUCUUUUGUGGACUGGUAAAAAAGCAGUAACCACGACCACUGUUUUAUAGUGCUUCCAGUCCCUUGGUCUCAAAGGGGAAACUUGGCAGAACUUUUUAUCAGUUUCCCCCUGUAUGAAAAAAGAAAACAGAGAAAUGGCCAACAUUUUACUUUUCAACGGCUGACUCUGUCAAAAGAGAAGGAAGCAAAGACCCAACCUUUCUGGGCAGGCAGCCAAGCUGCCCACUCUGAAAUAGCCAUCGAAGGCAAAGAGCAGGAGCGAGGGGGAAUUGUGAAUUUCUUCAGAUCUUUGUCACUGAACAUUAUCCAGGUUUUCCAUGAGUUCUACUAAUACAUAACUGAGGUCUGAACACCACAGUUGUGAAGAUUUGGGGGCUACAUGGAUCUUUGGUCUGGUGGAAGCCAAACAGUGCAUUCCACCACAAAACUCUCAUGUCGUCAGGUGGGCUUUGGAGAUCUGAAUGAUGAUCCACUUUCUGAUGCACAUGACUCUCUUCAUUUGCUUGCUCCGCUUUGGCCUCUUCUAUGCGCAAUCUCCAGGUGACUCUGCUGUUCAGUUUGAUGCAGUUCUGUGACCAUGCUUUGUGUCUGGGCGUUUAACAUAGCUUGAAGCCUUCUAGCUUUGCUAAGUGCCUUGACUCAUAGAAGGUUAUCACUUGUUUUCCUUGUGGUUUGGUUUUCUGCCCACUUUCUCUGUUCUUUUGAGGUCCUUUUGAUUUGGAUUUAUAUAAGAGUUUUCUUUUCUUUUUCCCUUUGGGAUUGGAAGCCCCCUGACCUAAAGGUUUAGAUAUACAGCCUCGUGACCCAUGCCCAUAUGGGCUUGUGGAGAAGGCUCAACUCCUGAGCAUAUCCUAGUCUGUGUUUAUCAGGACCUGAGCGGAACAGGUCAUGCAAGAAGAAUCUCCGGUAUGAUGCAGUUGAAGCAGUUUGCCACGAAGGAACGGGCCCUUAGCAGCGAUGUGAAAGCCUGAAGCAUUGGGCUGCAGUUAGUGAAGCUAAAGUUGGUACUGGGGUGUCUGCAGGAAGGGGGUCAAGAUCAACAUCAAUCAUUUGAUCAAAGCCCCUGUUUUUACAUGGAUCACAUUUAUGUGUGUUAAUGGGAAGGGGGUUGGCCGCGGCUUUACUCUGAUGUAUUCAGUCCAUUUGUUCACACUAAAAUUUUAAUUGUACUUUCUCUUGUUUCAAAAACAACGUAAGUGGCUUUAUGAGCAUGCCUGUUGGAGUUGACAUACCCCCUAAUAUAUAAAGCAAUAAUUUUCCAUUGUAAAUAAAUGUUUGACGUGUGUAGUUUUUUUAUGUACAUCCUACUCUACGGCUAAAAUGCUCAAGGCAGCCUACGGUAUGUGGUUCUUUUCCUGAGCCAUUUUAUUCUUUUUCAAAAAUUCUACUGCAAGUUUUAAAAGAGAGAUGUGAAGACAA
Messenger RNA from Candoia aspera, 2713 nucleotides. RefSeq names its product cerebral dopamine neurotrophic factor (gene CDNF). The transcript is spliced from 4 exons. Gene Ontology annotation, biological process: neuron projection development; dopaminergic neuron differentiation. Gene Ontology annotation, cellular component: endoplasmic reticulum. Lineage: Eukaryota; Metazoa; Chordata; Lepidosauria; Squamata; Candoiidae. The record is from RefSeq and is a predicted model, not a curated record. The coding region runs from base 18 to 602 and encodes 194 amino acids.